AAGAACGGCAGGCAGGCCAACAGGAGGUUUCGUAGGGGGAUCCCUUCCCGGCGUAUAAAACCACCGGACCCCAAAGCUCUGCCUUCUGCUGCAUACACACUCUCGAGCCACCACCCGGAGGCGAAGCCGAUUCCGACUACGCGUCUCCUCCUGCGCCUGAGUCGUCGUUGGUGAUUAACUUGGGUGCUUCUUCUUUGAGGAAGGGAUCUACCGCCGCCGCAGUCUUCUUCACGUCCGCAUCCGUCGGGAUCUGUAUUGAGCUUUCAAUAAGAAGGAAACACUUUAGGGAAUGCAGAAAGAUGUGCUUGCAUGUUAGAGAGCUACCUUGUGAGGGAAUAGGCAGGGUAGCCGCCCAUAUUUCUUCUUUGGGAGCUCUUGAUGACAUUGGAGCACAAGAAUAUACACAGCUCUUGCUCCUUGUGCUUUCGCACAAUGGGGCUCGACGUGGCAGCUCAGCCAUCAUCUUAGACCACCAUCUUGGAGGAGACGGUUGAAGUCUUCUAACACUUGCAGGCUCCUUAGCCCGUUUCAAGUCUUUGGGUCGGUGCUUUCUGUGUCCAUAGUACACAUCCAGGACAAUGACGGAGCAAAAAGGAAAUGUUUUGAUGCAAAAGUACGAGAUUGGAAAAUUACUUGGGCAAGGGACCUUUGCCAAGGUUUACCAUGCUAGAAACACUAAGACUUCAGAAAGUGUGGCCAUCAAGGUGAUUGACAAAGAGAAGGUUAUGAAACUUGGUCUCAUGGAUCAGAUCAAACGAGAAAUUUCUGUAAUGAAGUUGGUGACGCAUCCAAAUAUUGUGCAGUUAUAUGAGGUUAUGGCUACCAAAACUAGGAUAUACUUUGUGUUGGAGCAUGUGAGAGGUGGGGAACUGUUCAACAAAGUAAAGCGAGGAAGGCUCAAGGAAGAUGCUGCUCGAAAGUACUUUCAACAGCUAAUUUCUGCUGUGGACUUUUGCCAUAGCAGGGGUGUCUAUCACCGUGAUUUGAAGCCAGAAAAUCUUCUUCUUGAUGAGAACAGCAACUUGAAGGUUUCAGAUUUCGGUCUAAGUGCACUUGCUGAAUGCAAAAGGCAAGACGGCCUGCUCCACACAACCUGUGGCACACCUGCUUAUGUUGCUCCAGAAGUGAUCAAUAGAAAAGGUUAUGAAGGUGCAAAGGCUGACAUAUGGUCUUGUGGGGUGAUACUAUUUGUGUUGUUGGCUGGGUAUCUCCCAUUUCAUGAUAAAAACUUGAUGGAUAUGUACAAGAAGAUUGGGAAAGCAGAGUUUAAAUGUCCGAGUUGGUUUUCUACAGAUGUCCGAAGGCUUUUGGUAAGGAUUCUUGAUCCUAACCCAAGUACAAGGAUCUCGAUGGAAAAAAUCAUGGAGAAUCCAUGGUUUAGGAAGGGUCUAGAUGCAAAGCUACUCAGGCAUAAUUUACCAAAAGCAAAGGAUGCCCCUCCUGUGGACAUGAAUACAGAUUUUGAUUCCACGAGUACCACCGCGGCAACAGAGAGCAAGCAACAAGAAGCAAGGAAGCCCACCAACAUGAAUGCGUUUGAUAUUAUUUCUCUAUCGUCUGGCUUAGACCUCUCAGGUAUGUUUGAGACUGAGAAAAAGAGGGAGUCCAAAUUCACAUCCAUCAGCACAACCUCGACAAUACUAUCGAAGAUCGAGGAUAUUGCAAAGAGCUUGCGAUUGAAGCUCACAAAGAAGGAUGGUGGUUUGUUGAAGAUGGAAGGUUCCAAGCUCGGAAGGAAAGGGGUGAUGGGUAUUGACGCUGAGAUUUUCGAGGUUACCCCGACCUUCCAUCUUGUGGAGUUAAAGAAGACAAAUGGUGAUACCCUGGAGUACCAAAAGGUCUUGAACCAAGAGAUGAGGCCAGCGCUAAAGGACAUAGUAUGGGCUUGGCAAGGUGAGCAACCCUAGCAGCAACAGCAGCAGCUCUGUUAAAACUGUGACAACAUUUUGUAAUUCGAGACAAUUUCCGAUCAUUCAUGUAUUUAUGUAGUUUUUACUUGUUCGUUGUUGUUUUUGUUCCCCUUGCAUUAAUAAUAUAAACUUCUGUGUUAUGUUAUUUUCCAA
Molecule: messenger RNA, 2063 nt
Organism: Phragmites australis (common reed)
Lineage: Eukaryota; Viridiplantae; Streptophyta; Magnoliopsida; Poales; Poaceae
Product: CBL-interacting protein kinase 2-like
Exons: 2
Coding region: 579-1907 (442 amino acids)
Biological process (GO): protein phosphorylation; signal transduction
Molecular function (GO): protein kinase activity; ATP binding
Source: RefSeq, a predicted model, not a curated record